AUGCUUGACAAUAAAAUCGUUUGUAAUCCGGCGAUAACCAAAUAUUGUGACCUCAAAACAAGCUCCAGUUCGAAACUCGACUUACGUAUCAACUCGGUGCAGCUGGAGGAUGAAAAUGUUUAUGCUUGUGAAAAUCAGCGUGGAGAAGGAUACGAUAUUCAUUUAACUGUCACAGUGAAACCGGAGGUGACAAUAGAAGAGGCAUCCUCACUCGUUGUGAAUAGUGGAGAGGAGUUGCAAAUCGGAACUUGUCGCGCUUCCGGAGCCAAACCGCGCCCGCAAAUCCAGUGGAUCGACGAUACGGGAAGAGUUUACCCGGCAAAUGAAGAUGCUACCAAAAAAGGGAAGCUCAUCGACGUUGAGAGCACCUUAAUCAUCCCCAAUUCAAGCAAGGACCACCACGACCGUCGAUUCUCCUGCAAGAUUUCCCAAUCAAACCAGGAAGUAGCCACUUUGGCUGUGGAAAAAAGCGUAAACGUCCGCUGGGCACCAGAAAAUACCGACAUUAUCGGCGCUGAAGAGUUCCUGGAAUUGAAUGCAGCGGAAAUUACCUGUCAAAGCUCUUCAAAUCCUGCUCCGACGUUUUCCUGGUCCGUUGUCGAUGCAAAUAAGACUCUUGAAACCGAUUAUGCUCACUGGACGAUUUCAGACGACGGCGCCACUCUCCGAACAAACAGCAUUCUCGCAUCCGACAACAGCGCUGGCUUCCGCUGCAUCGCAUCAAACGACUUGGCUGAAGAGGCCAAGGACUUUGUCCUCGCCGUCACCGAACGUCCUCCCGCGCCCUCUGAGUCCAUUUCCGAUUCGAUCAGCGGAGGAGCAGCUAAAAAUGCGAUGGUCUAUUCUAUUGCUGCUGUAAUUUGCAUUGUGCUGUUAAUCGCCUUCUGUAUUGUUUUGAAGAGGACAUGCAUAACCAAAAAAGAAGUCUACAAAACUGAAGACAAGGAGGAGCGAGACUCCCUCGCCGACGCAGAACUCGAAGCUGGGAACAAGAAAGAAUACUUUAUGUAA
This is a messenger RNA of Oikopleura dioica, 1011 nucleotides long. The record is from the annotation of a GenBank genome assembly. NCBI's taxonomy places the organism in Eukaryota, Metazoa, Chordata, Appendicularia, Copelata, Oikopleuridae.